AAGGAGGUGUCGCUGCGGAGGAGCCUCGGAGCGAGCGAGUGACUGAGUGACUGACUGGAGCGGUCCACUGUUCCCUUCCUCCUCCUUUCCCCUUCUUCCUCAGCCUCCCUCCGCCGCCGUCUUCGCCGCCUUCUCCUUCUCCUCCUCCGCCGCCGUCGUGGCCCUGGGGCCGGGCGGGCGGGCGAGCGCUUGGAUGCCUGGAGCCCGCGGCAGAGAGCCAGCCCGGAGCCCGCCAUGGGCUGCUGCGGGAGCGCCGCCUCGCAGAGUUCCAAACGAGAGUGGAAGCCUCUGGAGGAUCGCAGCUGCACAGAUAUCCCAUGGCUGCUGCUGUUCAUUGUCUUUUGCAUUGGCAUGGGUCUUAUUUGUGGCUUUUCAAUAGCUACUGGAGCAGCUGCAAGAUUGGUUUCAGGAUAUGACAGUUAUGGAAAUAUUUGCGGACAGAAGAAUGUAAAAGUAGAGGGAAUAGAAAACAGUGGCUUAGACCUCACAGAGAAGAAGUAUGUGUUCUUUUUGGAACCCUGUAAUGUAGACCUGGUAAAACGGAAGAUAAAAUCCAUAGCUCUUUGCGUGUCAGCAUGCCCACAGAAUGAGCUGAAAACUCUGGCUGAUGUUCAGAAAUUUGCAGAUACUAAUGGUUCUACUUUAUGUAGCUAUGAACUAAAGCCAUCUGAAUACACUACAGAUUCAAGGGCUGAUAAGCUUUGCCCCAAGCUCCCAGUUCCAGAGAGUGCACCUAUUCCAUUCUUCCAUCGCUGUGCUCCUGUGAACAUUUCCUGCUAUGCCAAGUUUGCAGAGGCCCUGAUCACCUUUGUCAGUGACAGUAGUGUCUUGCACAGGCUGAUUAGUGGAGUAAUGACCUGCAGAGAGAUUAUAUUGGGACUUUGCUUGUUAUCACUAGUGCUUUCCAUGAUUAUGAUGGUGAUAAUCAGAUAUAUUUCAAGAGUACUUGUGUGGAUCUUAACAAUACUUGUUGUACUGGGAUCUCUAGGUGGCACAGGAGUAUUGUGGUGGCUGUAUGCUAAACAGCAGAAGUCUCCAAGUGACACACUUACUGUUUAUCAACUUCAAAUAGCCAAAGACAAUCGCCAGGCCCUCCUGAUCUAUGCCAUUGCAGCUACAGUCUUCACAGUUAUUUUACUGCUGAUAAUGUUAGUUAUGCGUAAACGAGUAGCUCUCACAAUUGCCUUGUUCCACGUGGCUGGCAAGGUCUUCAUUCACCUGCCACUGCUCGUCUUCCAGCCAUUUUGGACUUUUUUUGCUCUCAUGCUAUUCUGGAUUUAUUGGAUCACAGUCUUGCUCUUCCUAGGUACCACAGGUAGCCCUGUCAAAAAUGAACAGGGCUUUGUGGAAUUCCGAGUUUCAGGCCCACUGAGGUACAUGUGGUGGUAUCAUGUUGUGGGGUUAGUUUGGAUCAGUGAAUUCAUCCUUGCCUGUCAGCAGAUGACUGUAGCAGGAGCUGUUGUGACAUAUUAUUUUACAAGGGAAAAAAGAAAUUUGCCAUUCACACCUAUUUUGGCGUCCGUCAAUCGCUUGAUCUGUUACCACCUAGGAACUGUGGCCAAAGGGUCUUUCAUUAUUACUUUAGUGAAGAUUCCACGGAUGAUACUAAUGUAUAUUCAUACGCAAGUCAAAGGAAAAGAAAAUGCCUGUGCUCGGUGUAUUCUGAAAGCCUGCAUUUGCUGCCUUUGGUGUCUAGAAAAGUGCCUGACUUACUUAAAUCAGAAUGCAUAUACAGCCACUGCUAUCAACAGCACCAACUUCUGCACCUCAGCAAAGGAUGCCUUUGUGAUACUAGUGGAGAAUGCUUUGCGAGUGGCUGCCAUAAAUACAGUGGGAGACUUCAUGCUCUUUCUAGGAAAGGUCCUAAUUGUUUGCAGCACAGGCUUGGCAGGUAUCAUGCUGCUGAACUACCAGCGAGACUACACAGUAUGGGUGCUGCCACUCAUCAUUGUCUGCCUGUUUGCAUUCCUGGUUGCUCACUGCUUCCUGUCUAUUUAUGAAAUGGUAGUGGAUGUCCUUUUCUUAUGUUUUGCCAUUGACACUAAGUACAAUGAUGGUAGCCCAGGGAAGGAAUUCUACAUGGAUAAAGUUCUUAUGGAAUUUGUGGAGAACAGCAGAAAAGCAAUGAAAGAAGCUGGCAGGGGAGGUGGACAUGAAGGCAGGGAACUCAAACCAAUGGCCUCUGGAGGAAGUUAAUCCUGAAGCUAGUCAGCCAUUAUGGAAACCAUUGACAUUCCAAAACAAUAUCUAUCUUAUCUAUCUAUAUAUAUAUAUAUAUCUAUAUAUAUAUUAUUUAAAAAGCAGCCAAAAUCAGAGAAAAGGAACAGGGAUUUAAUACUUUUUUAACGAUUAUUUUUGUGAAACAUGUACUCUUUUCAUACGGGUGGCUUUUACAAGCAACUUUUAUCAUUGUUCCAUUUAAAAAUCUAAUCAUUGUGGUUUGUGCAAUGUUAUGAUUGUAAAAAGAUUGAGAUAUUUCAUAAUUUGGAGAAGGAUUACAUAAUGUUUGAAAAGUAUUGUGCAAGACUGCCGAUUUGGAAUAACAAGUGGGUCAGAUAAUUUCCCCUCAUGGUUAUUUUUAAUGAGCAUAACUCUUUAAAACUCAAUGGAUAAUGACUGUUCUGAGGGGACAAAAUCCUUCAUAGAUUUUCUUUUCCUUUUUUUAGAGCAGAAAUGAAUAAUACAUUAAUCAUGUUGGGUUUUGCUUGCUCUUUUGCAAUGAGAUGCUAAUAGGAUCCAGGAAGUUCAACCUAUCCAGGUUUUUUUUCUCAUUAACACAUUAGACAAUUUAUAUCUAAUGCAUUAAAAAAAUAACCAACUCCUCAGGUAUUUAGAUAUUGAGACAGCCCCUGAAUCUAUGAAGGACAAACUAAAGGCAUAUGAGGGAGAGUGAGUUUUAUAUGCAACUUUCGUCCUGUGUCACUUUAGUUUUUCCCCGUGAAUUUCAUAUUGUCCUUUGCACACCAUUGUUCUUUUCAACUACGCAAAUUCUUUAAAUAAACAGAUGAAUGACAGACAUCUAAAGCUCAGCUUUAGAUAUGCUCCAUCACUGUUCAUCCAUGACUACAUGGAAAGAUGCUAGGAGUAAAGGGAGAAGCUGUACAACUAUACAAAAAAGUACUGUAUGUCAUUCAUGUUUUUCUUUCGUGUUGACAUCAUUUCUUGGUCAUGUUUCAUGAUAUGUUUUGUAAUAAGUGGAGCAAAGUGGGAAAGAGCAGGUAAAUAUCUUCUUAAAAUGUCACUGCAUCAGUGUCUACUGUAGUUCUUAGAAACUCUUUGUAUUCAUACUCAUAGGAUCUGAGAGCCACAUGAAUACUUCAGAAGCUUCCAGAAAGCAAUACUUGUGUCUUUCCUACCUUCCCACACUUUCUAGAGUGCAACUGUUUAAUCAGCAUAUUGAAGUUAUUUCAGAAGCAAAUUGGAUCUUACAGUGGCCCAAACUAUGUGUUAGAAUAUGCUGGAUCCUUAUAGGGAGGAAGGAGUUUAAAGCACCUCAAGGUCACAGGGCAAGAAGCAGACUAAUCCUCUCUUUUCCCAUGGUCCCAUCACUCAAAACCCCACCUGCCCUCACAAUUUUUCCCCUUGCUUACACUGCACCAGGAGAAAAGGAACCGGAAGAAAAAUUACAGCUGGAAAAAAGAGUUCAGCAACCUCUAGUUCCCAUCCAUGCUGCACUUUAAAUCCCCCAUCCCCAUCCCUCUAGUGCCUAAGAAUUCAGCGCAGCCCCAUUCAUAUACCCAGGCCUUACCAUGUUAUAUCCGCUUUGAUCUGUGGAAAAGCGGUAUACAAAUAAAAUUUAUUAUUAUUAUCUAGUUUUCCCCCUUUGUAUAGUAAAAACUCAUAGGAAUGUUUUUAAGAACUGCAGUUCUUCAGUUGUAUUAAAUGUCCGUUCUGGAAAACAUUUCUUACUUUGGGUUUCUGCACUAAUAGAAGUCUUUGGUCAUUUUAGCUCCACACAAAUGAAAAUAUUCAGUGGUUUAUAAGAAAUUGCAGUACUUGAUACUUACUGGAUAUCUUCAUUCCAGUGGCAUCUGAGGAAUGAUUUUGAAACAUUUAUGUGAGUGGAUUCUCUCAGUAAUGAACAGAUUUGUGCCCUAAUGCCCUUGUAAGACCUUGCUCAUUUUUGCUCUGGAAUAAUUUUGAUUUGAAGCCUUUCAGUUGCAGGCUGUGAUACAUUUUCUGAUUUGCUUCUAAGACUUGGUCAAGUGCUUUUUCAUUUGUAAGGUCAAAUCUUAGUGUACAUCAGUGCUAAUGGUAUGGUUUGAGAGUCUUGAUCCAGCCAAACUUUCUUAUUGUCAAUCUUUCUGAUAUACAUCAAAGUUUUAGUUAGGACAUCUAUUUGGAGUGGGCAUACCAGGCUGUAUGGAUGUUGGACUACAGCUGCCAUAUCCAUAGCCAGUGGAAGUGUGGGAACUGCAGUAUCAAGAUCAUUUGGAGCACUACAGUUGCUACACAUGGUAGAGAGGAAGGUUAGAAAGAAUUCAGAAUACUGGCUUAUUCUUUACAUGGUCAUAAACAACAGAUGAAAGGUGAUAAUGCUGUUCCAGGAAUGUACAACAUUAAACUGCAAAUUGUUGGUAUGAAUGUACCUGAACACUCUGACUACAUCCCAAAAAAUCACUGCAUAUGGAAUGAUGCCUUGUUAAGUAGAUUUUUGGAUUGGAACAUCUUUCUCAGAUAAAUAGUUUUCUAUGUGCAGGGUAUGUUUUUUUAGGGGAAAACAUUUAACUGUGAUGAUCCCACUUCCAUGUACUCCGAAAAGUUACAGAACAGUUUUGACCACUUCAUCUGUUGUUUCUGUAGACAAAGCUGUAUAGAGUGUGGACAAAUCAGAGUUGCAUAAACACAAUUGAUAGAAUUGAUACCCGUUGCUUUCCAGAAGGUUCCAAAGUUUGACAGGGCUCUGCCCCUAUCAGCAUGAAUGGUCAAAGACUUCUUGAACUGCUUCAUUACUGGUUGGUAGCUUUCAUUUUAUUCAGUAACAAGGACUUGUCCCUAUUUGUGCGUUAAAUUCCUUUCUCCAUUCCUGAAACUUAAUUCAUAAUGAAUGCUAGUAUUCCAUUGUUUGGCUUAUUGUAAUGGUAAUGCUUUCAGUGUAACUGCAGAGAAUAAUUUCAUGAUCUGUUUAUGCUAUAUAUUCCUUUUUGUUACAAUUUUUUUAAGAAAACUAUUUUUGUUAAUGUAAAGUUAAAUAUUUCAGAGCAGAAUUUUUAAACUUUAUUGCACUAAAUGCAUAUGUGGAGAAGAGAGAAGUAAUGCCUCAACAGUUGGAUCACUCCUUAAGAAAAUCAUUUUGAAAAAGAGAGCUAUUGCUCUAGAUAAGCUUAGCUAAAUGGUUACAGAAAUGGGCGAAGAGACACUCCUGAGCUGAAUGGCCACCAAUUUUUUGUUGUUUUAUGUUUGUUUUUACAAAUGGCUGUUUUGAUUCUGUGCUUCCUUUAAAGGAUCAGAUCUUUUAAAAUUGCUGCUGAAGGAAACAUAGCAUUCUGUAAUUAAUUGGUGGUCUUUGCUGUGUAACUAAAUGCUUCAGUUUCAUUUUUUUAAUAAAUCAUCUGACAUCUAAAUCUUUUCAGACGACUUGCAAUAAAAUUCAGGACAGUUGAGAAAAAGCAGAAUCAUUUCUUUAUCAGUCACAGAAACCAAUCAUGGAAGUGCAUUUUAAGACUAGCAAACUAGAUUGGCCUUUGCUCCUGCUAACACCUUAACAUAGCCUGCUGAACAUAGUGCCAUGAAACUUCAUUAGGUCUGUUCACAUGAUUAACAGUUUAAAUGCUUGUGUGUUAGCAGGAGCCAAGGCAUUAGUCUAGGCUUAAACUAGAGCACUGCUUUAAUUCUCUUUUUAAUGUAUAUAUUACAUGUUACUGUAAGAAUAUUUAGGAGGAGAGGUAAGAGGAGCCUUAAUUUGGGGGAGGAAGUACAGUGCCUCUGCUGUGACACUGGACUUCAGACCAAGUCUGCUUAAGUCCCUGGGGUUUGGCAACAACAAGGAAAGAAACCUGGGCUCAGCAGGUUGAAAACUACAGAAGCUGGAUUCCAAAGCAAGGAAGAUGGUGGGUCACUUAGCUGGCUCCACUGAGGUUAGCUCCCAUUAACCUCAGCUUCAGAAGUCAUAAGUUCAAGAUGGGAGGCAUGGAUUUGGCUCACUUUGAGAUCAUCAAAACUCCUGCUUUGCCAGGUUCCACAAGCUUGAGUUUCCUGCUUGUUGGAAGCCUUGGGAAGAGUGAUGCUUUUUGGUUUGAACUUGCAACUGGAAUUGUAAUCAGAAACUAAAAUUUUGUAUUUUUGUAUACCUUGAUUGUGCAGCAUUUUUAUAUACAGUUCCUGUUUUACAAAUAAAUUUGGUUUCUUAAAAU
Messenger RNA from Sceloporus undulatus (fence lizard), 6353 nucleotides. It is a transcript of the gene SLC44A1, whose product is annotated as solute carrier family 44 member 1. Gene Ontology annotation, biological process: transmembrane transport; choline transport. Bases 235 to 2196 code for a protein of 653 amino acids. Gene Ontology annotation, cellular component: plasma membrane. NCBI's taxonomy places the organism in Eukaryota, Metazoa, Chordata, Lepidosauria, Squamata, Phrynosomatidae. The record is from RefSeq and is a predicted model, not a curated record. The transcript has 16 exons. Gene Ontology annotation, molecular function: choline transmembrane transporter activity.